CUUGCUGUGAAAAAUAUUGAAACGUGCUCCAAGGCAAGUGAUUGUCGCAGGAUUCUCAUACACUGAUUCAAUGAACCUUUGGUUUGCGUAGAGAAAGUAAAAUGGAUGAGGCAGCUCAUAGUCACACCUUUGUUUCCUUCAAUGUCAUGUUUUUCUCUUUCCUAGUGUCUCCAUUUAACCCCAUGUAGUCCAAUUGCAUCAGCUGUUGGCUGGACAUAACACAUGCCUGCCACGAAUGUCUUAAGAAGGUCAGAUGAUGGUCCACAGUCCAACUCUCUUACUCCCAGCUCCCACACUAAGGCUACACAUCCUAGCAGGACUGCAGGAGUGCAAAGCAACCCAACAGAUUCACACUCCUGCUGAUUGUGGGAUACUCACAAACUACUGUGGCUAUGAAUGUAAUGACUAUCAACAAAGAAAGGAGCAGUUAGUUGUUGAAUGUAUACUUUGGGGCGCAGAAAAGUUCUGGAAGGAUUAUUGAACUGCCAAAGGGCAUAUAUGCUUCAUCGCCAAGUUCAUUUGCUGGCAUAAAAACCUCAAGACACCUUCUGAUCCUAGUUAGACAGUGGCUCCUCCAUUUGAGACUCAGCAACAGCCGACAGAAAAAGACUCCAGUGUCUCUGAUUACAUCAUGGUGGUGCAGAAUAAUCUGGAUAUUGGGGAAACCAGGAAAGGAAUCCUGCUGGAACCAUUCAUCCACCAGGUUGGAGGACAUAUGAGCAUGAUGAAGUAUGAUGACUGCACUGUCUGUAAGCCGCUUGUCUCUCAAGAGCAAUGGUUCUAUGAAGCUCUUCCAACAGCAAUGAAACAGUUCACUCCUUGUUACAAAGGUAUAAUAUCUGUGUACCUCAAGAAGGAUAGCAUGGGAAAUCUGAAUCUUGUAGCCUGCCCACACACAGAUAAUCACACUUCCUUGGAUAACACCUCAAAGGAGUGUUCAAUGACAAUAUGGCAGAAACUCAACCAAGCAAAAACCAGCAAGAAUGAUCACACAUUUGUCAAAUGGAAUCAUAGCUCAUUCACAAAUGUCAUUGAAAGCAGCUGCCAUGGGAACACACGACUGCAGACAGAUCUUCAGUACCACCAAGAUGUAUCAUCACUUAUGGAGGAUGCCAAUGGGAACCAAGAGGCAAAUAACAGCUUUAAUCCUUGGGGAUUGCACUGUCACAAGCAGCAUCUAAAUCGCAUGUCUUCCAAGUAUAAGGAAAAUAAACCUCACCAAUUUCUUUUACUAGAAAAUGUUGUAUCCAAAUAUAAAUACCCAUGCGUUUUGGACUUAAAAAUGGGAACCAGGCAGCAUGGUGAUGAUGCAUCAGAGGAGAAGAAAGCACGCCAAAUAAAGAAAUGUGAACAGAGUACAUCAGCCUCCCUUGGAGUCCGUAUUUGUGGCAUGCAGGUUUACCAGGCAGAUACCAUCCAAUAUAUUUGUAAGGAUAAGUACUAUGGACGAAAACUUUCACCAGAUGGCUUCAAGCAAGCCCUUUGCCAGUUCCUUCACAAUGGGAAUCAUUUUAGAACAGACCUUGUGGAACCAAUUUUGUUUCAGCUGAAUACUCUGCUAUCUGUCAUCAAAAAUCAAAAUUCUUACCGGUUCUUCUCUAGCUCACUUCUCAUAAACUAUGAGGGACUGGAGAAAACAGUGUCUUCAGAAAAUGACCCUCAGGGACACUAUCAAAACAUAGUCUGCUCUGCUUCACAUGGAAAUAGCCAUCCUAAAGUUGAUGUUCGCAUGAUAGACUUUGCUCACACAACUUACAAAGACUCGGGAUAUGAGGGACCAGAUCAUGGUUAUAUUUUGGGUCUAGAAAACUUAAUUAAAAUUUUCCAGAGUAUAUCCAUGGGAGAAUGACAGUUACGGAAUUAAAGACUUGUGAUUUGAAAUAGCAGAACCAGCACAUUGGGCUAUAACAGUAGGAAGCCGUCCAGCUACUACAGCAGUAAAAAGGGCAGUUUGUUAAGGAAAGCUCAAAUGAAACUAUAUGCCACUAUGGAUUGAGCAGAAGUCCUCAUAAUUGUGAACCAUUGGACGAUUUUAUUUUCUAAUUUUACUGUUGCCUAUUCAUAUCAUUUGUGAAAAAGAAUACUUGAAAAUAACGUAAAGAAUUAAGGACUUUUUUUAAUGAAGAGCCAUUCAGAUUUGCAGGGCGAGCAAGGACCAAGCAAUUAUGAAACUCAUGAAAAGAGCUAUGAAGAUAGGCUGGCAGGUCCUUAAAACAAUUCAUCUUAAUUCAUCCAAUUUGAUGAGUUAAGGACAAUCGGUUUUGAACAAACUUAGCUACUAAACAGCAGUACUUUAAAAACUUUAACUCCUUAUUCCUUUGUAUUCCAUGCUAGUGUCUAUGCCAGUGAUAGCGAACCUUUUUGGCACCAAGUGCUGAAAAGGUUGCACAAAAAUGUCAGCGUGCGCACACUCAUCAGGGCCGUUUUCGGCACUGCCACGCACGAGAAGGGAUCGCGCUCUGGAAAAGCCGAACUUCCGGGUUCUGGCGUGCAUGCACUCCCAACAAUCAGCUGGCCAGAGUGCAUGUGUUCACCGGUUUUCGGCACCCAAAGGAUAGCUGAUCAUUGCGCAUGCAUGCGUGCCAGAAACCCAGAAAAUAAACAGGCAAGUCUGCGCAUGCCGGGCAACAUGGCUUUGCGUGCCACUUUGGGCACGCAUGCCAUAGGUUUGUCAUCAUGGGUCUAUGUCAAAGUAUUUUCCAAAGAAUAAGUACAAUCAGAGCCACAAUCAAAAGCAGAGGGUAUGAGAUAUUCUCAGAGAAAUAAUGUAAGAUAUUGAUGGAAGAAGAGACUUGUUACAGAGAGGGCACAAAAUCUGGAAAGAGCAGUUAUGGAAGGAUUCAUACCUUGAUACUUCAGGUCAGAGUUACACUGCAGAGGAGUUAAGACAAUCUUGAAACAUGGGUGUACCAAUACCAUUAUGGGCCCAAUAAUCCUCUAGACAUUUUAUAUUCAACUCUUUUUUUUUUUUUUAAUUUGAUUUAUAUGCCGCCCUUCUCCGAAGACUCAGGGCGGCUUACAAUGUGCUCAGCAAUAGCCUUCAUCCUUUUGUAUAUUUAUACAAAGUCAGUUUAUUGCCCCACAAACUGGGUCCUCAUUUCACCUACCUUAGAAAGGAUGGAAGGCUGAGUCAACCUUGAGCCUGGCGGGAUUCGAACCCUGCAGUAAUUGCAGGCAGCUGGUCUUAAUAACCAGCUUAAUAACAGGGUGCCUUAAACCCCUGUACUACCAAGGCUCUUUCUAUGCAUGUAUGUAUUUUUCUUGCAUGUGGGAUUACAACAAACUUCACAAAAUGUUUACAGGAAUAUGGAGUAUAUUACUGGUAAAUAAAGAACACUGCUCUCAUGUCAUAUGGAAAAUCCACUGAGUGUUGUAAAUACAAAAUAUAGAUUUAGAAAUAUGCAGGCAAGACGGAAUGUGAAACUGUAAAUAAAGUGUAUGGGCCUUACAACAUA
Pantherophis guttatus is the source of this 3455-nucleotide messenger RNA. RefSeq names its product inositol hexakisphosphate kinase 3 (gene IP6K3). Gene Ontology annotation, molecular function: inositol hexakisphosphate kinase activity. Gene Ontology annotation, biological process: inositol phosphate biosynthetic process; phosphatidylinositol phosphate biosynthetic process. The record is from RefSeq and is a predicted model, not a curated record. Lineage: Eukaryota; Metazoa; Chordata; Lepidosauria; Squamata; Colubridae. Gene Ontology annotation, cellular component: cytoplasm; nucleus.